AUGAAGAACAUUCCAUAUGCUUCUGUUGUUAGAAGUCUUAUGUAUGCUCAAGUAUGCACAAGGCCCAACAUUGCAUUUGCUGUUGGAAUCUUAGGAAGAUAUCAGAGUAAUCUAGAUAUGGAUCACUGGAAAGUUGCAAAGAAGGUGUUGAGAUAUCUUAAAGGAACAGAAUAUUACAUGCUAAUGUAUAGGCAGACGGACAAUCUUGAUGUGAUCGGCUAUUCAGACUCCGACUUUGCUGGUUGUGUUAAUUCUCGCAAAUCAACAUCAAGAUAUAUUUUUAUGAUGGCUGAUGGAGCUAUUUCAUGGAGAAGUACUAAGCAAACCUUGGUUGCUACUUCUACUAUGGAAGCUGAGUUUGUCUCCUGUUUUGAGGCUACUUCUCAUGGUGGCUUAAGAGUUUUAUUUCUGGGCUUAGAAUCAAGGAUUCUAUUUCUAAACAUCUGA
Molecule: messenger RNA, 447 nt
Organism: Lathyrus oleraceus (garden pea)
Lineage: Eukaryota; Viridiplantae; Streptophyta; Magnoliopsida; Fabales; Fabaceae
Product: secreted RxLR effector protein 161-like
Exons: 1
Coding region: 1-447 (148 amino acids)
Source: RefSeq, a predicted model, not a curated record